Pseudoliparis swirei is the source of this 5702-nucleotide messenger RNA. RefSeq names its product myomesin 1a (skelemin) (gene myom1a). The transcript has 38 exons. Gene Ontology annotation, molecular function: protein binding. Lineage: Eukaryota; Metazoa; Chordata; Actinopteri; Perciformes; Liparidae. The record is from RefSeq and is a predicted model, not a curated record. Bases 268 to 4773 code for a protein of 1501 amino acids.
AUUAAAGCUGUCCCAGCCUUAAAAGGUCCUGACGGGGUCUUGAGCAUUCUGCCGAGUGGCAGCAUUAUUUUAGCUCAGUGGACUCCCGUCCUGUCCACUGCCCCUCACCCUGCUGCUUUCCCCGGAUCUGAACUUGCUUUAGCUCUUUUUUUGGAAUAGGACACCCUUUCUCUCAUUUUCGACGACUGUGGAUUGGUGGAUUCUUAGUCGAGAGCUGGUUAAGUAAAACGAACAGUCAACAUAUAAGUUGGCGGAGUGACCCUCAGGAUGUCAGGAUCAUUACAAGUGACGCAGAAGCUGCAGCAUCAGCAGCAUCAGCAUCAUCAUCAUCAGCAUCACUAUGAGAGCAGCUGUCACCUGAGCACCAAGUCGUCUGUUAAGCAACAGUCGUUCUCUACAUACAAGACCACCAGCCGUCGCCAGAAGACCACUGUUGAGACCGAGAAGGGGCACGCGGUGCUGAAACUGAGCCCCCUACCCACCAGAGCCAAACGCACCUACCUGGCGAUGGACACGGACAAGGAAGUUAUCGGCUACGUCAUUCCCGUAUUUAGAGCCAAUCAUGAGGUUGUUCGUGGUCUGAUGGAGGCCCGGGAGGAGGAGGUCACGGAGGAGGGCAUUAACUACGUGGCCAUGAGGAACCUGUUUGUCAGGGAGGCCAGUGAGGUUGUGGACGUUAAAGUGGAGAAGAGAACCAGAACCACGUUUAUCAGGCAAUUUGCCGGACAUCUGGAGUUUAACAAGACGUUGGAGGAAUGGACAGAGUUUCGUAAGAAGAUGAACCCAGACAACCUGACGCACCUUCCAGAGUUCAUCAUCAAGCCCCGCGGGCAGACCGUCUGGGAGGGCAAGACGGUCAAGCUGCACUGCACUGUGGCCGGAUGGCCGAGACCCAGGAUGGCCUGGUACAAAAACAAUGUGCUCAUCGAUGCCAAGGCCCACCCUGACAAGUACACAGUCGAGAGCACUUUCAACAUGCACUCCCUGGAGAUCAAGAACUGUGAUUUCAUCGACACCGCUCAGUACCACGCCUCCGCCCUCAACGUCAAAGGGGAAGUUUCUUCUGUGGCUACUAUCGUUGUCAAAAGGUUCCAGGAGGGCGAGGAAGCGGGCCCGCUCGAUCCGAAACCACAUGGUUUCUGCGCCGAGCACGGCGUCACCUUUAAAACAGCCAUCAUUGACAAAUUCGAAGUGGCCUUUGGCAACGAAGGCGAGACGAUGAGUCUGGGCUGCACUGUCAUCGUUUUUCCCACCGUGAAGAAAUAUCAGCCGGAGGUCGUGUGGUCCAGAAACUCCGUCCCCCUGAAGCCCUCUAAAUGGGUGCGCACCCACUGGUCCGGGGACCGAGCCACCCUCACACUCACCCACCUCAACAAGGAAGACGAGGGCUUGUACACCCUGCGCGUCAACACCAAAUCUGGCUUUGAUAGCUACUCUGCUUACGUGUUCGUCAGAGAUUUCGAGGUGGAGGUGGAGGGGGUUCCCGUGGCCCCUCUGGAUGUGCGCUGUCAUGAUGCCAACAAGGACUAUGUGGUGGUCACCUGGAAGCAGCCAGCGGUGGAGGGCAGCAGCUCCAUCCUGGGAUACUACAUCGACAGGUGCGAGGUGGGCACUCACCACUGGGCUCAGUGUAAUGACGUCCCGGUGAAGUACGCCCGCUUCCCCGUCACCGGGCUGGUGGAGGGGCGCUCUUAUACCUUCAGGGUGCGGGCUUUGAACCAGGCAGGAGUCAGCCGUCCAUCCCGUGUCUCCGAGGCCGUGGUUGCCAUGGAUCCCACCGACAGAGCCCGCCUCAGAGCCGGCCCCUCAGCUCCUUGGACUGGGAUGAUCAAGUUCACAGAGGAGGAUCCCACUGGGGGAAUCGUCCCCGGAGAACCUUCUGACGUUGCGGUUACUGAGGCCACCAAGAGCUACGUGGUGCUCGCCUGGAAGCCCCCGGUCCAGAGGGGUCAUGAAGGAGUCAUGUAUUACAUUGAGAAGUGCAUCUCAGGGACGGACACCUGGCAGAGAGUGAACACCGGCAUGCCGGUGAAGUCUCCCCGCUUCGCCCUGUUUGACCUGGAGGAGAGUAAAUCCUACAGCUUCCGCGUGCGCUGCUGCAACUCCGCUGGCGUGGGCGAGGCCUCCGUAUCCACGGGAGAGAUCAUGGUCGGAGAUAAAUUGGACCUGCCCUCUGUGCCGGGCAAUCCAGUGGCCAUCAGGAACACCGGCACCUCGGUGGUGGUCCUGUGGGGGGCCUCGAAGGAGGUCAAACACCUGGUCGGCUACUAUAUCGAAUACAGUGUGGUGGGAACCGAAGAGUGGAUGCCUUGCAACAACAAACCUGUCAAGCAGACCAGGUUUGUGUGCCACGGCCUGACCUCCGGGUCAAACUGCGUGUUUCGGGUCAAAGCGGUCAACGCCGCUGGAUACAGCCACAGCUCCUCCAAUUCUGAUGCCGUGGUUGUGCAGGCGGCCAUCUCCGUCCCUGGAAAGGCCACUGGUGUGACGAUGCUAGAGGCUGUAAAGGACUACAUGAUGCUGGCCUGGACCCAGCCUGCUAGCAAUGGAGGAGCAGAUAUCAGGGGAUACUUUGUGGACUACAGGACCGUGAAGGGAGACGUAGUUGGAAAAUGGCACGAGUUGAACCUCAAGGCCGUGACUGCUACCUCCUAUAAAGCUGAGAACCUGAAGGAGAACGUCUUCUACCAGUUCCAGGUGCACACUAUGAACAUGGCGGGUGUGAGUAAAGCCUCUCUGGCUACUUCAGCUCUGGAGUGCAAGGAGUGGACCCUUACUGUGGCAGGUCCUCCUGUUGGUCUCCAUGGGCUGGAGGUCCGUGACACCUCCGCCGUGGUCCUGUGGGAGCCGCCCGCAUUCGACGGCCGCACUCCGGUCAACGGCUACUAUUUGGACGUCAAGGAAGCCUCCGCCGGAGAGCAAGGCUGGAAGGCUGCUCACGAAAAGGUCAACAAGAUGAAAUACAUGAAGGUGACGGGGCUGAAGUCGGGUACAUCCUACGUCUUCCGUGUGCGUGCUCAGAAUCUUGCUGGAGUUGGAAAGCCCUCAGCAGUGUUGGGUCCAAUCCUGGCCCAGACUCGCCCUGGCAACAACGAGAUUUAUGUGGACGUUGAUGAUGACGGAGUGAUCUCUAUGAUAUUUGAGUGCUCCGAGAUGAAGGAGGGCUCUGAGUUUGUUUGGUCCAAGAAUUACCAGACUAUGACAGACACCUCUCGCAUGACUAUUGUCACUGAACGGGGCAGGUCCAGAGCCAUCUUCAACAGUCCCUCCAUUGAGGAUCUGGGCAUCUUCUCCUGUGUGGUCACCAACACUGAUGGCCUCUCCUCCAGCUACACACUCACUGAGGAGGGUCUCAAGCGUCUUCUGGACAUCAGCUAUGAGCACAAGUUCCCUGUUAUUCCCUUCAAGAGUGAAAUGGCCAUGGAGCUGCUGGAGAAGGGUCGCGUGCGUUUCUGGACUCAGGUGGAGAAAUGCACCGCGGCCUGCCAAGUGGAGUACGCCUUUAAUGAUGUCCUCAUUACUCAGGGAAAGAAAUACACAAUGAACUUCAACAAGUCCACCGGCAUCAUCGAAAUGUUCAUGGACUCUUUGGAGGUCAUCGAUGAGGGAACGUUCACCUUUAACCUGGUGGAUGGCAAGGCUAAGGGUACCACCAGUAUGGUGCUCAUUGGAGAUGAGUUCAGGGAGCUUCAAAAGAAAUCUGAGUUUGAGAGGGCAGAAUGGGUCAGGAAGCAAGGUCCUCACUUUGUCGAGUACCUCGGGUUCACUGUUACGACAGAAUGUAACGUGCUGUUGAAGUGCACGAUAGGCAAUGUCAGACCAGAGACUGAGAUCACCUGGUCCAAGGACAACAUUGAGAUUGCAGAGGAUGAUGAUGACGCAAAGAAAAUCGAGAGAAAGGACGGCGAACUGACCUUUAAUAUCGGAAAGUGCGUUAUUAAGCAAGACAAACCGAAAGGAAAAGAAGGAAAAAAGCCAACCGCAGAGGACGUUGCCCCGCCACCAAGACCCAAAAUCUCCAAGGCGGACACGGGUAUUUACCAGGUGGUCCUGAGGGACGACCGAGGCAAAGAUAAGAGCAUCUUCCAUCUGACGGACGCAGGAUACCAAGCUGUAAUGAAUGAGCUGUUCAGGGUUAUUGCCAACUCCUCCACUGAGCUCAAAAUCAUCAGCACUGAACACGGCAUCAUGCUGUACUCCGAGGUCACGUAUUACAACGAGGAACAGCGUGUUGGAUGGAUGCACAAAGAUACUAAGAUGUCCGCCUCAGAGAGAGUUACGUCUGGAGUCACAGGAGAGCAGCUUUGGCUAAAGAUCAAUGAGCCCACUGAGAAGGACAAAGGCAAAUACUCCAUGGACAUCUUCGAUGGCAAGGACGGUGUAAAGAGAACAUUUGAUCUGACUGGCAAGGCAUGGGGAGAGGCAUUUGAAGAAUUCCAAAGGCUCAAGGCGGCAGCCAUCGCAGAGAGAAAUCGCGCUCGUGUUGUCGGAGGCUUGCCAGACGUGGUUGCGAUCCAACAGGGCAAGUCCCUGAACCUGACCGGCAAUGUGUGGGGCGAGCCUGCGCCCGAGGUGAGCUGGACGAAGAACGACAAGACGCUGGUAUCUGGCGAGCGCUACACGCUCAAGUACGAGCACGGCAAGUUUGCCAGCAUCACAAUCGCCUCCGUCACCACGACUGACUCUGGCAAGUACGCCCUCCUGGUCAAGAACAAGUACGGCACAGAGGCCGGCAAGUUCACCGUCAGCGUCUACAACCCGGAGGAGGAGUAGGAGAACAAGGAGGGGAAGAAAGGCUAACAGAAAGGAGAAUGCAAUGUCAUGAAAUAAAGCCUGAGAAGGUGGACGACUGGGCUGUCAACAAAGCGUUUUACCCCGGCACAUGGCGGUGCACUGAGCAGUUUAAAUAAAUUAUGAACACAACUGCUUCCUCGUGCCUCGUUCAUGUGCUGGGAUAAAGAGCUUUGGGCAUUGCUUAUCGAGGAGGAAAACAAUGAAUGUGAAAUAGAGAAGGUAAUAGUGUGCUUGGCAGUUAGCUUGACUUGUCUCCCGUCCGAGUUCAGCAGUAAAUGUAAUGUUGAAUUAUUAAUCUUUGUUUUAGCCAGCAAAGCAAAAACUGUUUUCUUAAACUAUUUGCAGUAUUACAUUUGGAAAGCCUUUUGACCUUUGAAACUAAGUCGAGUUAUGUAAUGGAAACAAAAAAAAGGGAAAAACAAAACUGAGGUCAUGACCGUCCUAUCUGCUUGGUAUUGUGAGAGAUUGGAACAUAAACACGUUCGUGGAUGUUUCAGAUGCUUUGAGGUGUGUCGAGCUCUUGGUGUCUAUUUAAAUUGGACUGUGCGUGUAUGCUAUCUGUCGUUGACGUCAUGUUUGAAACCAUCUGAUUAGAACAGCUUGUAGGAGACCGCGAUGUUGAGCAUAAUACUACACAUAAUUCAAAGUCGUUCGUUUAAGGUUUCAGACACGGCCUCCAUCUUGGACAGGCAUAACUUGCAUGCCUUUGGAUAUAUCUCAACAGAACUCGUCAGACGCCGUCAUAGAAAUGUGUUCAAAGGGAUUGUUGUACAUCAAGUACAAUAAAAUCACGAAAACCAGAUAAACUGCCCUGCAGCAUUGUUGGUAUGUGUGUCUAAUUGACAAGUUAACAGACUGUUUCCCCUUCAGGUCACUCCUUGUAAUAAAGGUGCACGUGCUUUAAGGUU